Messenger RNA from Xyrichtys novacula (pearly razorfish), 19584 nucleotides. The record is from the annotation of a GenBank genome assembly. Lineage: Eukaryota; Metazoa; Chordata; Actinopteri; Labriformes; Labridae.
AUGCCAAGGUACAACUUCUUACUGUGUUUGAUGGUGCUCGUGUCCCUGGGACAGUCGGGGAGCGAUGAGCCCAAUCUGCUGCUUCCCUCUCCCAGCGAGACGCCCACGGAUGCCGGGCUCUCCCUGCUGGACGAGGACGCCGGUUCCCACGAGUGCUCUGCCUGCGUGUGGAGGGAGCAAAGCAAGGUGCUGAGGCUUGAGACCAUCAAGUCCCAGAUCCUGAGCAAGCUGCGUCUGAAGCAGGCGCCCAACAUCAGCCGGGAGGUGGUUAAUCAGCUGCUCCCUAAGGCGCCUCCGCUCCAGCAGCUGCUGGACCAUCACGACUUCCAGGGAGACGCGUCGUCCCAGGAUGAGUUCAUGGAGGAGGAUGAGUACCACGCCACCACGGAGUCCGUGAUCACCAUGGCCUCUGAGCGUGAGUAAUAGUUUUUACAGCCCCACAAUAUUGUCUCCAAAUGCGUCAUUACGCGUAAUUGCUGGAGCAGAGAGGUUCAAGUGACACAGGCCUCCACUGCGUGCAUGGUCAGUGACCUAACCUACUUUUCACAUUCAGAUUGGGGUCCACUCUGCGUGUGUGUGUGUGUGUGUGUGUGUGUGUGUGUGUGUGUGUGUGUGUGUGUGUGUGUGUGUGUGUGUGUGUGUGUCUGAAGAGGACUGAUAAAAUUAGACAAAUGGCAGUGGUCAUCUGUGGGCCACGGCUGUCAGAACAGGCCACGGAUUACGUGUGAAGCUGAUAAAUCAAUACACAGCAGCAUAAAGAGGCUCGUCACCCCGAGAAAGAGAGAGACAGCUACAAUAUGUCCUGCUAAACUUUUGUUUUCAUGAUAAUAAUGAUGAUGAUGAUGAUGAUGAUGAUGUUGAGGAGGAGGAGGAGGGAGGGAGGGCUGCCGCUGCACUUCUCAGUCCACCUGCGGUCAAACUUUUUCCUCUUGAGGUGAUUCGUGUUUGACAGAGUAAACACAUGACAGGCCCCGGUUGAAUGUCAAGUGCAUUAUUAAUGAUGGUGCAGCUGAAUCCCUUUAUGUCUUUUUGCAUAAAAGCCCUGCAUUGUGCAGUUAUGAUCUCUCUGAUUAUUGCCCUCGAACAAUUCGCUCCCUCAUAUAGUUCCCUAUAAAUGCGCAGAUGAAAUGCAGGCAGGCCCCCUUUGGAGACAUUUUAUAAAAUUACUGUUGAACCUCGGCAGCUGUGCUCUAUCGCCCUUUUAUAGGAGCCUCUACCGGUUUCCCUGCUGUUCAUCGCAGUGAGAAAAAGUGUGUCCAAAAAGCUGCUAUUGUUCCCCUCAUGCAGCGGCCCCCCUUGGCCGCACUUGCCUUUUAAAUGCGAAGUUUAUGGGCGCAGCUCGUUUUUUUUUUCACCACGAGUUACACAAAGACCCAGAAUCACUUAGGGUCGAGGGGAGUGUGUGACCUUUUCCCGGCGAAUCGCGGGGUUCAAAAACAUUUACACACGUAAUAUAUUCUGCACAAGGCGGAUAAAAACACUCUCCAAAUAACCAGAUUUUUAUGCCUAGAGGAACAAAGCAGCAGGAGACAUGUGGCAUUUAUUCCCCAUCUAUCUAUCUAUCUAUCUAUCUAUCUAUCUAUCUAUCUAUCUAUCUAUCUAUCUAUCUAUCUAUCUAUCUAUCUAUCUACUUUGCAUCUACUUUUUGAAUGAUCUAAUUGUUAUGCCUACUGUUUUUCUCUUUACCUGCUCAAAGACAAGUCCCUGUAAUCUAAGUUUUAGCCAUCUGAUUUUGUUCUUAUUUGCAAGUAUUUUAUAUAUAACCCACAGGUCUUUUCUGAGAGCAUUGGGUUUGGUUUAUUCUUGGGCUAAAACAUAGUGCAGAUGAUGUCCUGUGGGUUAUAGGUGUAUUAAUCACCACCUUUCAUCUUCACAGUCUCACUCGAUCUUUGUCUGUCUCCCUUCAUCACUUGCUCAAAAAUACUGAAUAUUAACCAUAGAAAGGUUUUCUUCUGUUGAUAUGCACAUCACAUAUAACCUUCCCCAACCUGACAACUUUGCAUGUCUAACAUACUACACUGUACGAUCAAGUAUAUCUCUGAGUACCUUUAACUUUUUGUUCUCGUCUCAUGCAUGGUCACAGCAACUCUUGAAGAUACGCUCACGUUAUGCCGAGUGUUUUGAUACCUGGUAAAGUCAGAAAAUGUCAGUAUGGCUGAUGCUGAGUGAUUCUAUAUGAGGACUGACAUUACCGCUGUGUGUUACAGCACUUCCCCGGUGUUGUGUUCGCUUAUCUACUUCAGCUGCAGUUUUUAUCAUCUGCUCCUUCCUUCCCUCCCUUACCCCCUCCCUCCACUACCACCUUCCUCUGUGUUAGCCCCCUCUCCUCUCCUCGCCUUCCUCUUCUUUUUCCCCGCUACUCAUAGAAGAGUUUAGAGAAUGAGUGCAUCUCUUCUUGCCUGUGGCGCCUUGGUGAUCCCACAGGAUUAAAAGUGCCUUUUUCUGUCUCUGUGAUAGAAGGAGGACUUCAAACACUAUUGCCUGCGCACCUCGAACCCGAUCACCCUUUUCACGGUGGUGCACACUGCCUUUGAUGGGCCAUGUGGGUUCACACAGUACAUACUGAACUGGACCCAUGCCAGAGUUGCUUCUUAGUAUUCACUCAAGGUACGUGGGUGCCGCAGUGGGGGUUGAGCGGGUCCAUGCUUCCUGGUCUCUAAUUACUAUGAAAUUUCAUGGAAAAGUACAGCUAUUUAUAUCAGAGUGCAGCUCUAAAGCAUCUCCAACCAUGCUGUGUGUUGUGUAGGUAACUGCUCCGCUCGCUGUUCGAGCAUUUAAAUAUGACUCAGUAUGGAGCAGUUUACCAGGGUCAUUUUGGCGUGCAGCUUCCUGAAGUAUAUCUCUAUGAACAAAUCUAGCUGUAUCAACCCGUUGAUUGAACUAUUUCAUCUACAUGUUUAAUUGUGGUGUGCAUAAAGUGGUGUGCUUUUGGACCUGAUAUUCUUUUCCCUGAGGUGGGGUGAGGAUUUGACCUCACUGGUCUCCCAUUUGUCACCUUUCCAAGACAUUUAGAGCAGUCCCUCCUCAGCCAUCACAGACCCUCUCCUUCUUUCUUGCUCCCUCUCUCCGCGUCUCUGUUGUUUGUUUUGAUGCCGACUAACCGCUAUUCAACUGUUCCAUUAUGUAAUACAACAAUAUCUAGUACUGAAAACAAACCUGUUUCUGCCAGAACAUAUCAGGAGGAUGACGGAUAGAGAAGUGGCACCUCUGUUGCCUCACAAUUAUGUCACCAACUAUUGCAGCAGAGCUUCAUUAAGGUUUUGAGAGUUUAUGAUCAUCGUGUUCUUUGAUCGAGCUUAUUAUCGGUCCUCUAAUUAAGAGACGGUCCAAUAACAGAGACUCCAGCAGAGAGCAGCACUCACUCAGAUUCCUUUCGAGCCUUAAUUAAGAUUUAUUCAAACACGUAUACAAAAGUUGUGUGUCCAGAUCGAAUAAAUUCAGUGGCUAUCCACAAAAUAAACCACCUCCCCAGGAGCUGAAACUCCGGUUUACACUUUAACUGUAUCAAACUCAAAACUCUGGCACCCUGAAGCCUUUUAUCCCUGCUCCAAACUCUCUCGUACCUUUGUUUCACACUUUGUUUCUGUUAUGAAUGUGUGAGCUAACAUUCGAAAGUUCAGUGUGGCGAUUGCAAUGUAAUUCCUGAUGAUGAGGCUAACUCAACUAAUGCACACACAGGUAUACCAAUCCAUAGAGAUGAUCACAUGUGCGCACUUGUGUAGAUGCUUGAGGAUGCUGACACACACUCACACACACAGAGUCACACCCACACAGUCACACACACUCCAGAAAAAAAGUUCUCCUAUUGACAAAAAGGGUCACAGGGUUCACAGCUAUGUGAUAUAUUGGACGAGGAGACUAUUAACCUCAUCGGGUCUCUUUCUUUGACAGCAAAGACGAACCGGUAGUAACUUGAACACUUAUCCCCCACCACACACACACACACACACACACACACACUCAUCCACCAACCACUCCCACAAAAAAACAAGUCUUUUAUAGUGUUGACCCUAUAAAAGGGUCAUUUCCUGAAGGUGCAGGAACCAUAAAAAUUAAGAGGGAGAGCGCUAAAAGGACAGAGCAGCAGAAGUUGGACUGUCUUCAGCUCAGUGGCCAGUGUUUGCUGGAAGUUGAUGACUAUGUGAGGUUUUUAUAGAUUUAUUUAUUCCAUGGAGGUCUCAGUUUGACGAUGACACCUGUUCUCCCUGUGUAGUUGCCUGCAUCAGGGAAAGAUAAACUUUGGUGUUGAUUUGUUUGAACGCUGGGGGGCACGGCCAGUUUGUUUAAAAAGGGGGUAAAAACGUAAGAAAGAAAGGUCUGUAGGACUGUAGAAAUUGCACAACAUACUGUCAACUUUAUGGCUAAUAAAAUUUCAAAGGGACCAAAGUCUAUUAAUACUGGGACAAAAUUUCCCCAGGACCUCAGGAAUCUCACUCCUUCCCCUAUUCCCACGCUCCCGGGUACCGGUCUCUGCUGUCGCUCUGUCUUCUCUUAUUUGGGAAUAUGGUGCUUUGGACUAAAAUGCAUGCUUUACCAAAAAUACAACACUGAGAAUUAGGAGGACGUGUGUAAGGAUAGUGAUGAGGCAGAAAUACUUUUGUGUCCUUCUAAAAUAUAAUAUCAUUUCUGCUUUUUUCCUCCUUGUUGCUUUUUUUGAUCUUUAUGCCUCAAAGAGUAUGUUGGAGUUAGGUGCACUGUAGCUCAUGGUGUGGGCAUGAAAUGAUGUGAAGGGAAGGGAAGGGAGUGAGCCCACAGGGAGCAACAAGCAGCUCAGUCCUAUCCUAAAGGGACAGAAAUCAUGGAAGGGUUUUAUAGGUACAAUUAAAAAGACCUGAAACAGAUGUUACGUUUCACUAAUAAAGGAAAUAAUUACUUCACACCAGUAAUUAAGCCCUGCGUAGGGACAUGAGUGAGAAGGAGGAGGAGGAGGAGGAGCGAGAAGAUAAAAUGGAGAUCAUUGAAGGGAUUAUUGUUGAUGGAUGCGUUCAGGCUGUGUGUGUUUAUGGACGAGUCCAUUAAAUCCAAGAGGCGUUUAGGCAAAGGAAAUGCUGCGUGGGCAUAAUGCCGGAUCCCAGGAGGGAGCCACUGUGUCGGAAAGAAGCACAAUUAACAGUGGAUUACCUCGCGAUUAUCUGCAUUAAAAUUUAAUUAGCCUCCUCUCUGCUGCAGAGGAGAGCAUCUACUCGCUGUAUUUAUCACCUGUGGUUGUAUAUCCGCCUGCUGUAUCCACACCGGCCCAGGACGUUAAUUAUGGAAGUGAUGUAAAUGCUCAGUCAAAGUAAUUUCUUUAGGGACGAGUUUGAUUUAUAUAAUGUGUAACACAGAUGGAUCAAGAGGAGCUCAUAAAGAGGAGCGUAGAUAUUUUUUAUGUUGCCGCGAGGUUCUCGAGGAAACAGUUUAGCAGAAAGGCUUCCUGAAGGGAGAGUUGGCAUGAUGUGGUCACACCAACUUUGUCUUCAGAGAAAAGUCUUGGCUGAGAUUUUGACAGAUUUGGGUGGCUUCAGGAAUUUCUUUUUUCCUUUCUGUAGCUAAGUGCGAUCGAACAGAACAACUCCCAGUGAGAAAUCUGGCACGUCUUAUGAGCAUUUAAGGUGAUCAAACUGAUCAGUGGUCAAUGCUUGUGUGAGUUACAGUGCGUGCAGUCCUCGUAGGUUGUAUAAUAAUAAUUUUGCCAUAGCAACAGAAAUGUUUAUUUCUUUUACUUGAUAAAAAAAGACUCUUUUUACAGACUUUCAGCAAGGAUACAGCUGAUUGUUUAGUCCUGAUGAUGCCACUAACUACAUGCUUACGUGUGUCUGAUGUGGUUCCUGUGUGAAAGGAGUGGGAUUGUUUUAUUUCUUUUAAAAGUUGAAUCGGACUACACUUCGACAUAAUGUUUCCCAUUCUGCUUUUACUUUUUAAAGUAAAAAGUAACAAUUUUGAAGAUGUCUUAGGUAAAUCUGGACUUUUGCCGGCACGAGCCUGGAGCAGCUCCUAAAAGCUAGUUUCCCUCCUUCUAUUAUGUGGGCUUACCCCCUUCUUCCAAGCAGUGAGGCUGCAGUUGAUGUACGACCUGGAAGUGUACUUAAGAUCUAGCUGCUACUUAAGUCAGUUUAGGAAUCAAUCUACACCGGUACAUCACUUGAAGUUUAGAAAAGUUGUUCAUAUAUUUGAACCUGCUUUUAAAGCUGAAGUUUAUGUGCUGUACAGUAAUUUUUUUAAAGAUGUAUUAUCUGUCACUGUUGUUAGUUUUAUCAUUAUCAGAUUACUACCAAAGACGUGGCUGAAGAUCAGGUGACCAAACGUCCUGUCCUGGCCGUUCUGGUUGUUUUUAAUGAAGGGAUGUAAAUGUCCUGGUUAUCAGUGUUUUUCACUCAGCCACUAGGAUGAAGAAGAAAACUAAAGGGAUAGAUAUUUUCUGUCAGUUUUUGUGAGUUCGUGAGAGCUAUGAUUGUUUAAAGUGGAUUGCUAAUAUGGCAGAGAUAUUUUUUGCCAUUUAUAAUUUAUGGAUUUUUCUAAUACAGUAGAGACAUUAUUUCUAUCAUCAUUUCAUUUGUUAUUUUUGAAACUGCUCAGAAUAAAAUGUGUUGAGUAGCCUCUAAGAGGCCUAUUUGAAGUAGUGUCUUUGGUGAAGUCACAUAGAUAGUAGGUAGUAUUUGUUCAUAUAACGAUGUUGUAUCCAUACAGAGGAGACAUCUUUAAAUGUAUUAAAAUUAAAAGGCAUCUUUCAGUAAACUCGUGUAUCAUUUGAGUAUCUCAUUGCUGGGCUGAGUGUGUCCUGGCUUUUGGUAAUCAACAUACGGUCACCCUUGUAAAAUCAGAGUAACAUCCGGAUCUGUGUCGGGUAAUCAAAGUUGAAUAGAGCGGUUGCUGAGUCAGUCUUGCGUGGUGAUCGCGAUGUACCUGCAUCUCCAUGAUUUAGAGCACUUUUGUUUUCAAGUUCCAUCCUGUUUGCUCUCUUCAACUUGAUCUGAAAAGCUAAUUGUUAAAACAUGAGAGUAUGAACAAUAUGCUUGACUCUCAAGUGGCUACUUCUCAGCAAUAGAAGGUGUGUUAGGACAGAGAAUUCAAAUUAGCGGUGCUGUUGGUUUACAGAGUUAUAGAGGUAGACAAGUAUGCUCAUUCAAGAAACACAGCGGCAUAGUGAGAGUAUAAAGGCAUGAAAUAUUGCUGUUAAGAUGACAAAGAAAAACUCUGCAUUACUGCAACAGCAGUAUAUUAACUCAUCAUACCCCAGGAUGAUUGCCUUCUUAACAUCUGCUACCUCUACAGUCUAAGUUAAGACGUCAUAACCUGUAAACACAGUGCUUUCAGAAAGUUUCUACUACAAGAGGAUUAAUCUCAACUGUCCUCUCAGACACGGGCCAAUAAGUACAUUUGAGGGGUAAAGUUUCAAUUUCCCCAGAACUUUUACUUGCUGUCUCUCUCACUGCAGUCCAGAAAACAUUAGCCUAGGAGCCUAGGAUGAUAUAUUUAUCAGGAAAAUAUAGUCUUGUCGUUGUAUUUGCUACAGGAAACUUAACUACCUAUUUGCCACAUCAAGCUGUUGAAUAUAUGAGUACACAGAGAAAUUUAAGAAAUUGUAUUUUACUGCAGGCGCUGUGCUGUAUUUGAAUGAUUUCAGACAUGGCUGGUCUGUGAAAUAUUGUUGCAGAGCUUUUCACCCACUGUCUGUUUACAAUUGAACUCUGUUCUAGUUUGGCUUAUCUGCACAUCUGCUGGUCUCUGUUUUGAAUAGACAUUUCUCCUCAUGAAAUAUCUAUAUGAUACUUAAUUGAAGUAUUGUUGUACUUAUCCUGCAAACUAAAUACUCCUUAAAAGCCGAACUGUGAAAAAAUGUGAGUGUCCCACAAAGCCCCGACGACCGUAGGGGUAAAACUUAGAAAGAGCAUGUGAGCUAUGGUUUUCAGUCCAGUUUGAGAUGUGCUGUCGUAAUAUAAAAGACAGGCUCAUAGAGAUUACCCAAAGAAUGACAGGUAAAUAGUCUCUGUGUUACCUUACAUAUCAACUAAACCAAACUUUGUUUUUGAUUGUACAAAAAAUUUAUAAUAUGUUUUAGUAAUAGUAUAUUGCACGCAGUGAAGAGUCCCAACAGCUAACCAAGUUUCUUUUACUUAUUUUUCUUACUUUGAAUAAAUUUACAGACGUUAACAGGUUUUGGUCAUAACCACUUAAAUAAAUCAUUUUGACAACAUCAUUGAGAUGCUCAGCUUAAUUGAUUAACAGACCUAUGUAUCUGUGUGACUUAAACAACUUUUAAAAACCAGAUACACAGUCAGUGUACUCUUUUAUCACUUAACAGUCAAAUUUCUCACUUUGUUAUUAAUUUGACACCUCUGGGCCACAUCACUGACUGUCAACACCUUCAGGGCUUCAGCAAUUUUUUAAAUCUCUUAAAGGGUCAUCGCCAAAUCAAAUCCCACACACUUACAUGAACAAACAUGCCAGGUCAAGAUACAGCACUUUUAAAGUGUCGACUUGAUUUAGACCAAAUUUAACAUGUAUAACAGAGAAGUCAAUCAUUUUCAGUGGCUGGAAUCAAGUAGGUAUGAAAAAUAGUUUAUCUUUUUUUUUGUUUUCUUUUAUUAGAAUUAAACAACUCUUUGAAUUCAGAUAUGUAAGAUUUCACUUUAAUCCUUAUUCAAAACUGUUGAGUUUGACUUUUGAAGACACAGCAUCACAUUGUCCCCCUGACGUUAACGUCUUGCACGCAUGUGUGAAUGCACACAAACACAUGCAGUGAGACCCCAGCAUGCUUCCUGCUGUCCAGCUGUCCACCUUAUUGCAGUUCACUGCAUGCUGGCUCUUUUCAUCCUCUGUGCUGCAGCAGUUGUCCCACCAAUGUAACCCUCCGAACACAAACAUACAUAACCCCAACACUAAAAACAAAGAGCUGUGAGUGUGUUAGCCGGAGACUGUUAGUUCAGAGCUUGUGCAUGUUGUGUUUAUGUGCAGUUGCAUGUUUCCAUGUGUUCACCGAGCUAGAACAGGGAGCAUUAGGAGGUGUCUUUUGUUGCUCCUGGGGGGCUACUGUGCUCAGUCCUAAUAGGAGUCUUGUGCCUGCCGUUGUCCCAGGGGAGGGCUUCUGAAUGAGGGGGUCUAACUUCACACACACACCCCCUCCUCCUCCGUCCCCAGCUCGAGCCAGGCCUCCCCCACCACCCUUCUCCUGUCCCUUGGGACUGACCGAGAGACAAAGAGGGAGCGAGGCUGGGGUGGGAUGGGAUGUUUGGGGGGGUGCACUGUGGCCCCUGUCUUAUUAGAAGGGUCGUGAACGUGUCACGAUGAUUAAUAUGCUGAGGUGCGUGGGGAUACCCUGGAGUCACAUUUAUUCAACAUGAAGGAUCCCAAACACACACUCACCACAAAAUGGCACAUUUGCAUUUCCCAUUAAGAAAAGAAAAUAUAGAUAUAUAUGCAAAUGCAACUCCUAUCUGGGUUUGUAACAUUAUGCGUAAUCUUUUUGGACAUUGACAAUAAGUGACCAUUUCUCCUUCUUCCGUCACGUUGUAACUGCUGAUUUUCAACCUGAUGGGGAAAUGCUCCGUGUUUACAUGACUCAUUUUUAAGGGUUUGUCUCAAGGCCUGACCUCAAAAUUACCUCUAUUUAUAAGAAAGUUGUGAAAAUGUUCUUGUAACCUUUUUUAUAUAUUUUGAUCAGUUAUCAUCCUAUAGGCGUGGGUCUUCGAAUUGAAGAAAGCAAAGUUAUUCUGCGGAUUUUAAAAGCAUGACUCGCAGCAGUAAAGCAAUCAGAGUACGAAAAGAGCAGAAAACUUUCUUUUUUGCUAAUUGUACUUCUAUGUUUGUUAAAGAAAUCGAAGAUUCUUUGAUUUGUACCACAUUGUCAUCAUUAGAGCACCCUCACUGGUAACACAUGUUUGCUAUUCUUUGUAUAACUACACCUUAGCUCCCCUUCUCCAUCUGUUUUCAACAGUUUAAGAGGUCCAUGCUCCUGCACCCUUCAGUUACAUUACUGCAUUCAGUUAUUAGAAGCAUUUAACUUUUAAAAAGGCUGCGGUCAUAUUAAAAUGGACAGAUGGCAGUGUGAAUAAACCCUUAUAUUCUAUAGUUCUCCCCUCACCUACACGUAUAGGAGGCUCUGGGCUAGCUAUGGGACACAGGUACCCUGGGAGUCCACCAGAUGUUUGAUAGGCUCACCUGCAGGCCUGCUGCGUGCUGGCAGUAAAAUUCAUGCGCUGCAUAUGCUGCAAUUAUACCACAGGGAAAUAAGCUGCAGUAAUAAUGAAGUAGCUGGAAACGUAGGGAGGGAAAGCAAACAAGCCUAUUUCCUUUGGAAAAACACAGCCUAUGUCUUUACUGUUUCUGCUUAAAGUUGGUUUUUACUUUUAAAAUUGGGUCAAAGGAGGGUUUUUUUGUGAAUUAUCAUGGAGCUGCUUUCUAUCUUCAUCCUUACUUUGACUGAGCAGAGAAAUGUUAGUGCUCCAGUAGGUGGUGCUGAAUGCAAAAUCAGAACUGACAUUUUUACUGUGGAAUUGACACACUGAAAUAAACUAUAACUGUGCAAAUUGCCCAGGAAAUUAAGCUAUAAAACAGUCCUGCAGUAAAAAGUGUGUGUUAACUUUGCUCACAAAGUUAGAAAGAUUAAAUGUCACAUUGGUUUUUGAUCUUUACAAGCUAGCUUUGCUGGUUUUGCAAAAGCUUUGCCAAGACGUGGGCUGUAAUUAAGCUGCAGGCAUUCAACCUCCACGCUUUGCACUCUUGCAUGUGCACUUACAGGAUCUAUAAAGGCACAAAUUGAUUUCACCUAUCAAUGCAGUCAUUGUUUAACAUGACGUAGCUCAUAUGUUGUGCAUGUGUGUUUAAUAACCAUGGUCCUGUACCGGCUCUGCUUCUCAGAUUACUCCUUCCUAAAAAAAAAAAAAAAGGCCUCUGCUCAAGAAACCAAACCAUUUUCAGCUCAGCAGCGUUUAGCAGUUGUUCUUUCAUUGUUUUGUUUUUUUUCUUCAGAACUCAACAAAAGUGAUAACAAAUCAGUCUGCAAAGAAAGAGCUGGUGUGAGUCCUCCAUCUGCAGCGAUUUAACACAACAAAAAGUAGUUAUCACAAGUAAACCCCAAACAAAAUGCAGAAUCAUUCAUUCCCAGUUUUGUGCUGAUGAGCAAACACAACACCACCCACGUUAAUUGCUGUGACCCCAGCAACCUACCAGAAGGAACAUUGACAUAUUGUUUGUCCAGCGUGAGACACUGUAUAAUUUACACUCACUAAUGACUGGGCCUAGAAACACAGGCUGAAGGACCACGUCUGUCCCCAGCUUGGCCCUUGUUCAAUGUUCGCCCUGGACUCUUCUAAUGGAUAGUCCAUCUGUACCUCAGUGAAUUCAUAUCCCUCAAUGCAUGACCAUAAUUCAAUUACAACUCUUGUUUGGUGUAAAAAAAAAAAAAAAAAAGGAAGAAAAACAGCCCUGUGCAGUGUGUUCUCCUGGUCAAUGGAGGUUUGAUAAACAAAACACGAUUGGCUGGAGAAUCUCCUCCCUAAUAAAACCAAAACAAACUGUGGCCCAACCAGUGCUGUUGUGUUGCUGAAACUUAAAAUGGUUCUCUGCUGUGUUUUGAGUCUUUUAAAAAAUUGCAUUUUGUGGAGAAAAACAUAUUACCAUCGCCAUAGGGUCGACCUUGACCUUCAAACUCAAUCUGGCUAUUAGGGCAGCCCCCUCCCUGGCACCCCUGAGAUGUAAAGAGGCUGACGGUUUUGACCCCUGAUCCCAUUUCUUAACUAGGCUGAGGUGCAAAAUAACCUUUUGACCCAGGAAGCAUUUUCAGGUUGCCUGAGCAACCCCAGAUUUAGCAAUGAUUGACAGGUCCAUCCAUACACUUUUUUUAAACCAGUUUUUUUUAGAAGAGGAACCGCAACCCUCCUGUUCAAGAUAAAUGACAGAAAAUGACGUUUUAUUUGCUGAAAUUAUGUCAAAUGUGCUGAGAGAAAAUGGCAGAUUAGACAUUCUAUUGUAGUCAGUUUGCACAUUAUUAUGCCAGAUAGAUGCAGAAUAAAUUUCCCUUUAUAAAUGAACGCUUUACAUGGAAAUUAAUGUAUGAAUGCGAUGCAUGGAUGUCAUUAUAUCAGAUGGAGGUCUAUGUAAAUGAAGCAUGUGCAGGUUUGACAUGUGGUGCAAAUCACAGAAACAGCAAAGCCCAGGAUCAUGACAGGAAUAAAUCUGCCUAUCUUAGGGGAUACCCAAUUUUCAUUUGACCCUCAAUAAAAAAACCAAAACAUAUGUUCCAGCAGGGACGGGCCUCGAGAAAAACUUCAGAUUUUUCAGUUUUCCUGGUUGUGAUGCAGAGAUAGACCAUUUCAUUAUGAUUGACCCAGGGGACUCUGAGGUUACCAUCUGGCCUCUGGCCACCAUCACUUGAUCCUUGUUUUAAUAUGCAAAUGUAUCUGUUUUUCCAACCUUGAUGUAAUCACAAAUGUAACCUAAGUGAAAGGACCAUGUGCACAUUCGAUAUCCGACGGCCUUCAUGCAGAUGUGGCUGCAAAAAGCAGACAAUGAUAAAGAAAAAAGAACAAUACUCAGAUUCAGUAUGAGGACUGUCCUUUUAAAGUAUGAUGUUGUAAAAAAGUGUCAAAUAAUACCCUGCGUUAGGUCUGUACCUUUUGUGAAAACUUCAGUCAUUAAAACUUAAAAUAUAUGUUGGUUAUGAUCUUAAAUAUAGUUGAUUUUAAUUUCAUCUUUUUUUAUUUAAAAAACAAACAUUACUCAGACACAAGAAACCUGCUCUUAUCCCUUAUAAGUGUAAUAGAGUUACAUCAAGAACUGCACGGUAAAAUAGUAUUUCUUAGUGAUAUGCAGUUCAUUUGGAGUCCUUGCUGUCAUGAUCAAUGUAAAAAUUAAUGUAUUUAAUGUCAAAGCACAAAGUCAUGUGUUCUGUGUAGAAAUCAUGCAGUUUUUCUUCAUUUCGUCAGGAGAAAUCCCAGUUUUGAACAUUUUCAGAUAGACUUGAAGAGAAUUUUCCUGAACUUGCAAACAUCUUGAAAUCAAGCUCUUCGUCACUGUAGGAGGGGUUAUAUUCAAAUCUUUGGUGCUGUAGCACAUAAACAAAACCCGGUGAUCUCACCGUGUUUGCAUUCAUACUGACAACAAGUGAAUCUGUUGUUACAGUCGUCUUUUGUUUUAUUAAGUUUAUAUUUGCUUCAGUGGUAGAUUCUUUUAAUCUGAAAUGUGACAUGAUGUAAAAGCCGUUUGAGUGGUCAGAGGACUAGAAAAAGUGUCAUAUAAAUACAGUCCAUUUACACCAGAGAAAAAUCUCUACACUAUGUUUAAAGUCAAACAUAAAAGUUCUCAAAGCUAAAGGGAUAAGUUGUAAACUACAUCUACAGAGGCUUUUGCUUUGCCUUUAAUAAAAAGGCAGUUAUUAACAAUACAGAAGAAGACUUGGCUCAGAGUUUCUGCAGUUUUGGAGCCCUGAUUUUAAAUCUACUUUUUUUUUGCCUUUUUGUCUGAAUGCAUCUGUACUCUGCUCUUUUCUGCAGCUGAGCCCCUGGUGCAAGUAAAUGGGAAGCCGAGCUGCUGCUUCUUCAAGUUCAGCCCCAAAUUGAUGUUCACCAAGGUGCUAAAGGCCCAGCUGUGGGUGUACCUGCGGCCGCUGCAGCAGACCUCCACUGUCUAUCUGCAGAUCCUUCGGCUGAAGCCCGUCACCGAGCAGGGCAGCCGCCACAUUCGUAUCCGCUCCCUGAAGAUCGAGCUGAACUCCCGAGUCGGCCACUGGCAGAGUAUUGACUUUAAGCACGUGUUGCAGAACUGGUUCAAACAGCCUCACACCAACUGGGGAAUCGACAUCAACGCCUUUGACGAGAGCGGCAAUGACCUGGCUGUUACCUCACUGCGACCUGGGGAGGAGGGGCUGGUAAGGACCCUCAGACCUGUCCCUGGGGUAGAGAGGGUAGAAAGGAUGGGGGGUGGAGGGGGGUCACUGUUAUUAAAGCUCAAAUUUAUGCAGAUGUCGAUUCACAUUUAAAUCAAGGGAGGAAGCCAAAAUUAUGCAAAUGGAGAAAAUAAAUAGAAAGAUGGAGACAAAUGUGUUUUGUAACUAAACUAAAUUUAAGUGCUGUGAAAUAGUCACCCAAAAAGCAGAAUGGUAUUUAUUUACAACUUUCUUUUGCUAUCAACUCUUGACAGCUUAGAACAGAGAAGUAACAAAUUACACCGACUUGCUGGGGGGUACAAUUUCAUAUUGGAUUUAUUGCAUGCAUCUUCACUAAUUCAGAAAGCUUUCUCUUUUCAAUACAAAAGGUGUCUAACAGAUGUUGUAUAUUAUGGUCUGUUCAUGUUCUUAAUGCUUUAAGUCUGUCUCAGAGUAGAUUUGCUCUACUGUCUCUCAUCUCUUAGCCUUCCAUUACUAAUACCACCAAAAUAACACAGAGUAUUUGAUGAGACUGAAACUUGUUCAGAUCAAAUGGAGCAUCUAGGUUAAUACCUAAACAAGAUGCAACUAAGAAUGUAAGACAAAAAAUUUGCCCCUACCCUUUGCCCCUAAUUUCACAAUGUGUGUGUUAGUCAUGGAGCAGAUUUCAGGUGAUUAGAGUGAAAAAAAAAUAAGCAAACACCCUUAAUAUUCAUCUUAAAACAGUGUCUAAUGUGUUUCAAACUCCAAUUUGGUAAGAAAUAAGCACCUCAAAAAAAGAUGAAGACAAUGCAGGAAAAAUUCCAAAAAUUAGUAAAUACUAGAAUUUUGACAUUAACAGUCACAGACAUAAUAUUAUAAUACCAACAUAUGAUAUCAAAAGGCAGAAUCAUAGCAGCCAGCAGAUUAAUGCUAAUGUUUCUGGUAAUCUCAAAUAUUAAGAUAAGCCUAAAUCACUAAAUCUAACUGCAAGGAGUUAUUUUGGGUCAACUUAAACCAUAAUGGUGUGAUUGUGAGAUAAAAAACUUCACAGAGAAAGAGAUAAUGUAAGGCCUUAUAGACAUGAAAAACAGAUAGUGUUUAAAAGCUUUAUGUCUCCAAAACCCCAAAAUUAGUUUUUUAUGUAUUUUAAGAGAUUGUGGAAGGUUUUGCAGGAGCAGAAACAGAGCAUUUUUUUUUCUAUAUCAUGAAAGGUGUUGUAGUCAUGUCCGUAUUACCAAAAAGAAAACUUAGAACUAACAAUAGCUAGGCCAAAAACAGCUACAUAUCAAAUACUACUAAACACCAUUAAGGUCCCAGUCCAAUCCUUUUUUUCUUACUACUUAAAGUGUUAUCAGCUGUCUUUAAACUGUGAUUAUGAAGUUUUUAGCCAAAAUCAUGUUACCUGUGUCAUUUUCAAGGGCUUUUCUUCUGCAGAGCUCCAGUAGCUUAUUAGCAAUUUGCCUCUGAGUCGUGGGCGGAGACAGCACUGCUCUGCACACUUGUCUCCAUGCUAGCUAGCAGCCUGAAAUUGUCAGUGUAGCAGAAGUAGCAGGUAACAUAUGGGCUAUUCAUCUCUCGGACACAAUUGUCUUUAGAGACACGAUAAAAGCUAAUAUCAUAAUUAGCUUUCCUAUGAGCAUUGCAAUCCGCUAAUGCACACGCUUGUUCUACGAUCAUCCCCUCUACUCCUACGAGUCUGGCCUGCAUAGAGGGGCUCUGUGGGUGGAGCUUGGAGUUGUGACGUAGGAAAUCUCUGUGUCUGAACCUGCCGUUUGGGUCUGCCAGAGAUUCAUGGCGAUUUGAAUGCAGAAAUACUCAGAAAUGCAAUUUCACACUUAAUUUCUCAUGAUCGGUCCUCUAGCAUCAUAAAAAUGCCAUAUGAACAUGUAGACAACAAGAAAAACAUGAUUUUCAUUGGAGUGGGUCUUUAAGUCAGCAGCCCCCUCUCUGAACAUGACACCAGUGACCACUCUGUAUUUGGUUUAUACCAAAGAAAAAAAAGUUUUUCUGUCAACCAUCACCAAAGUCAUCAUCUCAUCUCAUAGUUCAAUGUAAAGCUUGAUGCUGCUGGUACAGUUUGACCUGCGUUGUAUGUAAGCAGAGUUUGUUUUCUUUCCAGGUGUCGGUAAAACCUCAUAAUAUUCAUGCACAAAAGAAUACUAUCAAUGAACCAGUAAGUUUGUCAGAAAUCCCAGAGUUACAGGGACCAAAUGUUACACCCAACAGCCAAGUUAAUUUAUGUAAGCCAGUCCCCCGGUUAAGAAACACCAAAUAUUUACUAAGCAGAGAUUUGGGUCAGAUCUUCACAACACAUAUCAGAGGUCAGCUCUGGUGUCUCAGCCAAUAAAUCGCUGCCCUCUGAGCACACAGCAGUGUGCAAUGUUUUUCUUUAAGGAAAAAAAAGGAAAGGAUGAAAAACACAUGCAAGUAUCAAAAUAAAACAAAACACAACAAGCGAAGAAAGGUUGCAAAUCUGCUUCUUGCAGAGCAUUGGGGUCUUUUUACUCUACAACAAAAGCCCUUAAGGACGAGCUGACAUGGUCUCACCCCAACGGCCUUUUCAGCCUAUUUCCUCUUUUGAAUGCGUCACAAAAAACAGUGCUUGAGCCCAGCUGGAAUCACUGUGGGGAGAGGAAGGCUUUGUAAAACAAACAUGAUGGAGUGAAAUAUUUGAUCCGCUUGCUUUGCCCCAAAGGUCAAGGUUAUGGCAGGCUGCAAAUGACCUCCAGGGUCAGAGAUCAAACCAAGCGUACAGAGUUAGCCAUCAACAUUGGAAAAGGUUAUUUUUUUACCAAUGAGUCUGGUCAAAUUCUGCAUCAGUGCUCCCUCUUCAAAGCUAUUUAUUCAUCCCUCUAUUUUCUCAACAUAUUAAAUGAGAGGCUUGGAAUUAUAAGCAGCUGAAAUUUCUUUUGUCCAACAUGUAUCUUUGGGACAUAUAAUGUGUAAACCUCAGCGUAUACCUUUGUAGGAAAACCUAAAUCCUCUUUAGAGGAGAAGGCUUACAAAGGCUGCUCAAACACUGAACACAAGUUGUCAUAUAAAAUGACUUAAGAAUUAUGAAUUUUUUGAAUUAUGUUUUUUUCAAAUAUUUGUCUUUAGUUUUUCUUAUUUGAAGCUUGCUGUGCAAACAGGAUACACCUUUUAAAAACAGACAGCAGGAAAAGCACGGGUGACACCAACUGUAUCCAUUAGCCUCAAACUGGUUCAUUAACGUAACACUUAGUUUUUAUUGUUUCUGAUGUCAUCCAUUACACCUGCAAUAGAAGCUUUUCCUGCAAACACAAGACAAAAUAGUUCACUGCUGUGUGACUUCAGAGUUCAAAAUACCACAUUUUGUUGUAUCUGUAUCUAAACUUAAUGAAGGGACACUACAGCACAAAGAGAUGUUGAAACAGGUUGUUUUCAUAAAGCUUACUGACUAAAUAUAGAUUUAAGAUCUGCGGUCUGCUUUGUUGGUGAACUGAUUUAAAACAACAGAAUGUAAAAAGUCUCCAACAUCCAAAAUAUCACAUCAAUACAUGGAGAGUAAGUUUUCUGUGGCUUAUUUUAGACUUCAUGUUUUUAGACCAUCAUGGUAAAAUACAACCACCAGGUAAAACAUCUAAUCAGCAUUUCAUUUCAUUUCAUUUGUACAAGCAGUUUUUAUCAGAAUUUUUUAAAAACUGAAUUUUUAAUUUCAUUGACUCUUAACUCUUCCUGAUUUUAUGAGUGUUUAAGUUUAUAGGUUAGUUUAGUCAUAUUGAUUGGAAUCAAAAUAUGUGCAGUUGUUGAUUGAUUUUGUAUGUUUGUGUCUUUCCAUGAGGAACAACAAACUCCACAUGCAGCCGCCUUUGUUGUAUAAACAUAUUAUGAAGCUCUUUGUUCUCUUUGGCCAAAGAUUCUGUGUACUAGCAGAGGACAUCUUCAUGACAUGAAGUCAUUUUAACCUGCAAAAGCAGAGAAACUUUUCACAUGAACAACAGCCAAUUAACUUCUCCGGUCCGGGGAAACUAAGAACGUGUAAAAACAUGAUCAGGAUGUUUGUUGUAUUUUCUUCUCACUCUUGUUCACAUGUACUUAUCUUAGAAAUAAUCAUUUUGUCCUCAUGGUUUCAUGAAAGUAUAAAAUAUGAAUGUCAUCUAUAAGAAAAGUAUGUUACAUCUCUACUUUUUUGGCCUAAAUGAGACAGAUAAAGUUUGAUGGAAAUUAUCGCUUUUAUCUCUUUCCAUCUAUCUUCCUAGCUUUGUUUAGACUGUACAGAUAGCAUGAAGGUGCCAAAUGUUAGUAAAAUAUCACAAAGAGUUGCAAAGAUGUGAAAAUUAAUACAACCUAAAGUCUGAGCAUUAUGCAUGUUUCUAAAGCAGGGAAGUGAUUAGCCAAGCUUAACCUAAAAUGUCACGUGUGCAGUCUCUAUGCCAGGUUACACUUAUAUCCCUCAAGUUAUACAUGAGAGAGGUAUCAAUAUAAUACAGCAGGUCACUGUAAAAAAACAUAAUAAUAAUUAAAAAAUUUACCAGUAGUCAAACUUAACUGUUACAGCUAGAUGAGGUUUGGACACUAAAAUAACUUGGUUUGGUUCAGGAAUAAAACAAUUUGUUAUAGGUGAAGUAUAAAAACAUGAUUUGGGUUUUAAGAAAUCUCUCCUUAGAUAUUUUACAAAUAAAUGCAGAAGCUGUACACAAGGAACGAGAUUAUUAGUAUCAGGUGCAUUCUGUUUUAUGUUUGUGUUUGUUUUUCAUGUGUGUUUCUGUGAGCUUUGAGUGUGUUCAAGAGAAACUGUCCACAAAAAAGGGCAAAAGGAGCGUUAAGAAUCGGCAAUAAUGCUGUUUCUGAACUAAUUUACGGUCACCUGACAACCAUAAGAAAUUCACCUGUUCAUCAACAUAUUAGUGAUCAAGCAUAAAACAUGAACAAGAUUCUCCCUCUCCAACUCCUCUUGCAUACUCAAAGUUUUUUGCUGGGCUGUAAACAAAGAAGAGUGCAGGGAUAAUGUCUGACCACUGGGGGAGCCCUGAGAUAUAUUAGCAGAUGGGUUCAGGGAUUGGAGUCAAAAUGAUUGCCAAGUUAUUUAUGUUUUGAGACAUUUUUGACAUAAACACUUAAUAAAAGGGGUACAUAUAUAAUGCAACAUCUGAAAAUAUCCCAAUGAGACCAAGCUUGAGGAUAGCAACCCUAUAAAACACAUAAAAGGACACAUAAGGUGUCAUAAGCGAUGCACUGGGCCCUUGUGCAAGUUGCCAUAUUAAACUGAGAGUGACAUUAGGCUCUAAAAGUAUAAUCUCUAAAUGUCUGAUGAGCUUCUUGUCUGUUCAUAUUUCCAGCUGAUGUGUUAUCCCUGUUGUUGUUGUACUUAUAUAACCACCUCUUUUUAUGUGUCCUGCCCCUCCUCCCCCUGAUUCCAGCAGCCGUUUCUGGAAGUGAAGGUUCUUGAGACGACCAAACGUUCACGGAGAAACCUGGGCCUGGACUGCGACGAGCACUCCACAGAGUCCCGCUGCUGUCGCUACCCUCUUACUGUGGAUUUCGAGGCGUUCGGCUGGGAUUGGAUCAUUGCACCCAAACGCUACAAAGCCAACUACUGCUCGGGCCAGUGCGAGUACAUGUUUAUGCAGAAAUAUCCGCACACCCACUUGGUGCAGCACGCAAACCCUCGAGGCUCUGCAGGGCCCUGCUGUACCCCAACCAAGAUGUCCCCUAUUAAUAUGCUCUACUUUAAUGACAAGCAGCAGAUCAUUCACGGCAAAAUCCCAGGGAUGGUGGUAGAUCGAUGUGGCUGCUCUUAG